Centropristis striata (black sea bass) is the source of this 1559-nucleotide messenger RNA. It is a transcript of the gene smyd1a, whose product is annotated as SET and MYND domain containing 1a. The coding region runs from base 174 to 1559 and encodes 461 amino acids. Gene Ontology annotation, cellular component: nucleus. The record is from RefSeq and is a predicted model, not a curated record. The transcript is spliced from 10 exons. NCBI's taxonomy places the organism in Eukaryota, Metazoa, Chordata, Actinopteri, Perciformes, Serranidae. Gene Ontology annotation, molecular function: protein binding.
AACCCCUAGAGGGGGAAAGUUUAUUUUUGGCUGUAGCAGGGGUCGGGCUAAGGAGAGAGGGGGCAAGUGCUCCUUGGAUAUCCAGGAGAACUUUCCCUUAUCCUCAGCCAGUCCCACCCUCAGCAGCUCUCUCCCUCCUCUCUGUGUCCUCUGGGUGUUGUUUAGCCACUACAAUGACUGUUGGGAACAUGGAGAGUGUUGAGCUGUUUGAUGCUGGGAAGAAAGGUCGGGGCCUCCGGGCCACCAAAGAGCUCAUCGCCGGGGAAGUGGUCUUCGCCGAGCCGAGUUACUCCGCCGUGGUCUUCGACAGUUUGGCCACUCAGGUGUGCCACAGCUGUUUCCGGCAGCAGGCCAACCUGCACCGCUGUGCCCAGUGUAAGUUUGCCCAUUACUGCAACCGCACCUGCCAGACUGCAUGCUGGGACGAACACAAGAAGGAAUGUGGAGCCAUCAGGAAAAUUGGCAAGGUGCCCAGCGAGAGCGUUCGUCUGGCUGCUCGUGUGCUAUGGCGUAUACACAAGGACACAGGCAUCGUAUCAGACAGUCAGCUGAUCUCAGUGGACCAGCUGGAGGACCACGUGGCUGAUCUGACUGAAAAAGACCACGAGAAGCUCAAGACUGACGUGAAAUCCUUCCUGGAAUACUGGUCUCAUGGAAGGAAGCAGCACUCUGAGGACUUCAUCUCACACAUCUUUGGCAUUAUCAAGUGUAAUGGUUUCACACUGAGUGACCAGAGAGGCCUUCAGGCUGUAGGUGUGGGUCUUUUCCCCAACCUUUGUCUGGUCAACCACGACUGUUGGCCCAACUGUACGGUCAUCCUCAACCAUGGAAUCCAGUCAGCUGUGAGUUCUGCUCUUCACUCGCAGAGGAGGAUCGAGCUGCGAGCUGUGGGGAAAAUUGCACAGGGCGAGGAACUGACUGUCAGUUAUGUGGACUUCCUCAACCUGUCUGCUGACCGCCAGAAGAAGCUGAGGGAGCAUUUCCACUUCGAGUGCACCUGCAAACACUGCAGCGAGAAGAUCAAGGACGACCUGAUGAUGGCUGCAGCAGAGACUGAUGGGAAUAAACCCUCUGCUGAUAAGCUGAAAGAGGGGACGGCCUACAGUCAAGAGUGUCUGGAGAAGAUCGAGAAGUUUCGCGUUGAUAAGGAAUACCACGAGAUGGUGAAGUUGUGCCGUGAGUGUCUGGAGAAGCAGGACAAAGUCUUGGCUGACACUCACCUGUAUAAGCUGCGUGUGCUCAGCGCCGCCAGCGAGGUGCUCUCAUACCUGCAGUCUUUCUCUGAGGCUGCAAACUACGCCCGCAGGAUGGUGGAGGGAUACACAAAGCUGUACCACCCCAACAACGCCCAGCUGGGCAUGGCCAUCAUGCGGGCAGGUGUCACCCACUGGCAUGCGGGGCAGACAGAGGCGGGGCACGGCUUGAUCUGCAAUGCAUACCGCAUCCUCAUGGUCACCCACGGACCCAACCACGCCAUCACCAGAGACCUCGAGGCUAUGCGUCUGCAGACAGAGAUGGAGCUGAAGAUGUUGAAGCAGAAUGAACAGCUCAAAGAGUGA